UCUUGUGACUGUUGUCUUUUUUUUUUUUGACAGGCAGAGUGGACAGUGAGAGAGAGACACAGAGAGAAAGGUCUUCCUUUGCCGUUGGUUCACCCUCCGAUGGCCGCCGCGGCCGGCGCACUGCGGCCGGCGCACCGCGCUGAUCCAAUGGCAGGAGCCAGGAACCAGGUGCUUUUCCUGGUCUCCCAUGGGGUGCAGGGCCCAGGCACUUGGGCCAUCCUCCACUGCACUCCCUGGCCACAGCAGAGAGCUGGCCUGGAAGAGGGGCAACCGGGACAGAAUCCGGCGCCCCGACCGGGACUAGAACCUGGUGUGCCAGCGCCGCUAGGCGGAGGAUUAGCCUAGUGAGCCGCGGCGCCGGCCGUGACUGUUGCCUUAAUACCAGUCGUGUCCAAAUAGUGUUUCAAAGAAGAUGCUUGCAGAGGUAACGGUUCUGGAGAACCUGCGCAGGAGGAGAGCUGCAGGGCCGCCUUCUUCCCGCCCCAGCUGUUGCCCUGCGCCCCGGCUCUCGGGGGGGGGGGGGGGACAAGGUUAAGUGCCCGAGGCUCUCCCCUCUGAAGACCCCUAAAGGAUGGCACGCAAGUCAGGAAGACAAGCUUGCUUUCCCUGGGGACUGCAGCCAAUCUUCCCCCUUUUCCAGGGCACAUCUGUCGUUAACAGAGUCGCCGAUUGUCAGAAAUGAGGCGGUCCCUCGGGGACCCGCGCACGGAAGCUUCCAGCACUCUGCUGCAUCCAUCACGCGGAGUCGGGGCUCUCCUCGGCUCGCUGCUCCUUCGGUUAUCUCCCCGAAACAAAUGCUGGCGGACGGGCUCUGCAGAAUUCCAUUCCAGAACUCGCCAGCGUUUCUAAUGAAUAUAAAUUUCCGGAAGAAUAUUUGAGAUUGGCCACCCGCAUUCCAAGUUUCCAGCGUGCCCAUGACACAAGCCACUGGCUUCCAAGCCUGCAGUUGUCGUCGCUGCAAAACCUGAGCUUCAAAUCACAAGACCUGAACCACCGUGCGCUCCGAGACUUGGGGAAGCAUUUAACCCAGGCAAUCAAGGUACUGUAACAGAAGCACUUUUAUAGCUGUGACGCGCGUCCUUCCCUGCAGGUGACACUCAGCCUGGAGAAGCUGGCCGCCCAUGGGGGCUGCUGGCCGUGGUGUCCUGCGAGAACGGUGGCUAUGGGCAUUGCCCCUGCACCAGACGCCCCCGUGCAGAGCCGGCGCUGCCCCUACUCACUCUGAAUGUGCACAGGACCCUGAAACACUCCAUGCCUCAGUUUCCCCAUCUGACCCUGGGGCUGAGUUCAUGGUGAAUGAGACCUUGGCAGUAAAGAGCUGCUGAGGGCGGUGCCUGGAGCCCGGCGGGUGGGCAGUGGUGUCUGUCACCAUCCAGGGGUUCGCUAAAGACUUCGAUCCCCACUGGAUCCCCUGAGAACGCCGUCAUCCACUGCAGCCAGCCAAGGGCUCUACUCACAGGGACACUGGGCAGUCUCCAGAGACCUGUCCGGUUGCCCCAGCGUGAGGAGGACAUUCCUGACACCCACUGGGCCAAGACCAGAGGAGCACCGAUCAGCCUGCAGCGCACAGGACGGCUACAGCAGAGCCCAGGCCUGCGCACCGGCACUGAGGACCAGGACUUGGGGGACAGCGAAGCGGCAAAGGAGAUGCUCAUCCGGGGGACUGGGACAGUCAGGGCUGCGGAGGGAAGGUGGAGGGCUUCCAGGAAGUGGUCGCAGCACCCACAGGGGCUGGAGGGAGGAAUGGGGGAGGGAGGCUGGCGCAGGGGAGGCCCACGCGGCGUGUGUGGUCCAGGUGGACCUUCAGCCCAGCCACAGCGCCCUUCCCCAAGCCAGGGUCACCAGUGACCAGGACAGGCCAGUCCUCCCCUCCACUCAGGACCCAAGUCAGGAACAGCGUGACCCAAAGCCCAAAAGGUUGGAGCGGGCUCACCACGGCAGCGGCACAGGGACCCUAGGAGCUCCUCUGAUGACCACCCUCCCCUCCCCCACCCCACCUCUGCAACGCUUCGUCAGAACAGGUCCCCCCUUAGCCCGUCAGCCAGCGGCAGAGGUGUGGGAGCUGACAGGCCUGCAUGAGGCUAGGGAGACGAGCCCCCUUAACCCAGCCCGGAACACACAACAGUGCGGACCCUCGGCGGAGGAGACAGUUUCCCCCAGGCACCACACACCUGCUCACCAUACCACCCGGCCAUUGCUCUGUUGGGCAUUUAUCCCUGAGAGAUGAAAACUUCUGUGCAGACAAGAACAUGCCCGUGAACAGCCACAACAGACCUACUGAUCAAAUAGCCAAAAUCAGAGUCAAAAUCAGAGACGAUCCACCGCCUCGGCCGGUGAAUGGGGACAGAAGCCGUGGUGCGUCCGCACCAGGAACGACGACGCCAAGGAGAGAGCCAUUCGAGCGUGUGAGAGCUCGGUCGCUGUGCCCACCCUGGCAGCACGGACCGGACCACCUCCAGCCAUCCAUUCAGUUACCUGCCGUCCGGACAGCCCAGCCCUGCCACAGGACAGAGCCGGCCCCUGCUUCCCUGGUGAGGAGCUGGGGAACAGGGGCACACAGCAGGCGGAGAGGACGCUCCCUCGCCACGCGGAGGGAGGCGCAGGGCGCUGGUGCCGCGAAGUCCUCUCCGCAGCUCACGUCCAGCUCCAACCAGGCCGAGGCUGCGGCUGCUUCAGCGGGGGAGUCCCACCCCCACCCCUUCCUCCCGCGGGGCUCCCACGCCCCCAGGAGUCCUCCGGAAGGCGCCCUGCGGGAGACUCCUGGGGACUUGGGCUUCCACCGCUUCCGCCUGCCCUGCGGCCACUCUCUGGCUAACGCAUCCCAGCCCUGGAAGCCCCACGCAGCCUCUUCGGAGGCAGCCUUCAGCCCCACCUGUUUCCAACCAAACCCUGGCCCUGCCCUAUGCCGGCUCCUCCGACGCUGCCGGGCACAGGCUCGGGACGGCUGGUUCGGCUCUGAUGCCCUGGCCCAGCUGAUCCCAAGGUUCUCCAAGGCCCCAGGAAACUGCGGUGCUGGAGUCCAGGCCACGGGGCUCUCACCAGGCCGGCCCCACUGAACACGGGAACCCCGCGGCGUGGGCACACAGGACAGCCCCUUCGCUGCACCUCUCUCCUCUCACCUCACUGCCUCUCGCGCUCCCCCCACACCUGUCUCCCCGCCAGCUCUCUCCUGCCCGGGCCAUGGCACCUGCCCUGCCCUCUGUGCCCCGCCCUCCACCCCUGCCUUCCUCAGCCCUCACCUCCCAGCCGCCCUCGAGUGCGGGCUUAGGGGCCCUUAACCGCACACUGGAAAGCAACGUCGGUGACAGCGGGGACGUCGCUUUGCUCCCUGCCCCCUCCCAGGGCCCAGAGCAGCGCUGGGCAGGAGUGGGGACUCCCGGCUGCCACAGGGGCCCCAGGGCCACCCCACAGGCGCUCAGAGAAUUUCCUCCAAGCAGUGGCCUCACUCCUGCCUCUCCCCGUCGUCCAUUUAAGUGGGGAAAGAAUUGAAAACCAGUGAGAUGCACUUAGGAGGUGGCCUUGAGGGGUCAGCGGCCCUGCCCAGCGAGGGGGCUCCUCCCGGGGUCUCUGUGUCAUCAAUUAUUCACCGGCCCGACUGUGUCCCUGGCGCCACCAGGACAGGGAGGACAGGGGCCCUGCCCGGGGCUGCCCAGGAAGGGAGGCAGAGCCUGGGCCCAGACGCUCCCCUCUGAAGCCGCCGCGCCUCCUCGCGAUCCGUCCUCAUUAUGUCGCCACUUUCAACAGGGCUGUUAUUUUCUGAUUUCAAAGGCAAUGAGAAGCUUAUAAAAUAUUCCUUUAGGUAGAGAAAUAAUAAAAAUCCGACCCCAGCAGUCUUCCUGGACAAGCGCGGUGCACUGGGUUUGUACCCGGGGCAGUGCGAUCUGCAGACCCCACCCUGAUCUCCACCCCAUGACGUCAGACCCUUCUUACCCCACGAAGCAGCGAAGUGUAACCCACACAGCCUGCCUCUCCUGCCGCACAAGGCUUU
This is a messenger RNA of Oryctolagus cuniculus (rabbit), 3988 nucleotides long. NCBI's taxonomy places the organism in Eukaryota, Metazoa, Chordata, Mammalia, Lagomorpha, Leporidae. The record is from RefSeq and is a predicted model, not a curated record.